AAGUUGUGUAUAACAUUGGCUUCUUCUUUGUAAUAGGAAAACUUGAAUCAGCAUGGACAAUAAUUGAAAAAACACUGCUGCAAUCAUCAUAAGGAGUAAUAAUUAAUUGAAAGUUGUCAACAUACAUCAAUUUUUAAUAAUAUCUUUGCUUCUGAAUGGGAAGGGGGAUUCUUGUCCAUAUCAUAUACAUUGAUACUCCUGUUGUCUGUUUGUCAAUGGAAAUAACUUGCGCAUUUCAUCAAACAGCAGAAGACUUUAUUUAUUUUUAGCAUAUUUGCUGCUACUAUAUAUUUUGUUAUAAGAACAGGUUUGAGAUUUCUCGAGUGGAUUUGAAUUCUCGGAGUUUAACUUAUUCCAUCAUGAUUGGAAGCAAUGUGGAAAAUGAAGAAGCAAAGCCAUUGGGAAGAUGGUCUGUUUUAGCAUAUGGUGUAGGGCAUGUGCUUAAUGAUAUAACAUCAACUUAUUGGUAUACUUAUCUCUUGCUCUAUUUGACCAGUAUGGGAAUGCCUCCAAAACAAGUUGCAGCACUUGCAAUUACAGCGCAAUUCACCGAUGCAACGAUGACCAUAAUUGCUGGAGAACUGAUAGACAGAUUUGGACAUUUCAAAAUAUGGCAUGCUGUGGGGACUGUUCUUGUCUCUGCUGCAUUUUAUUCGUUUUUUUGGGGUGUUUGUGUUCCUUGCAAAAUUAUUGGGAUCGAUACGCCUCUUGUGCAAAUGAUUGGAUAUUAUAUGUUUGAUAUACUCUUCAGUGGUGGAUGGUCUUGUACUCAAGUAUCACAUAUGGCAAUGGUGAAUGGCCUUACCCUGGAUCAAACAAGCAGAGUUGCAUGUGUCAGCUGCCGCAAUGCUUUUACAAUGGUCGCAAGCCUAAUCGUGUAUGGAAUUGGAUUUUUCAUAUUCAAUUCAUCCGUGAAACAAGUUGAAAUAAAAGAGCAGUACCACUUGUUGGCAACUAUCACAGUAUUGAUCGGAUGCUUCUUUGUAAUUUUAUUUCAUCUUGGAACUAAAGAGCCUAGCGUGAAACAAGUAUCUCACCAGACAAAUCGCCGUGGUUCUUCUUGGAAGCGAUGGUUGAAAAAUGGCCUGUAUUAUAGAGUAGCUAGCAUUUAUGUGUUAACUAGAGUUGUAACGAAUAUAUCUCAGGUGUUUCUUGCUCUCUAUGUAAUUAGUGAUCUACACAUGAGCCAAUCUUCCAAGGCUUUGGUUCCUGCCAUCAUCUAUUUGUGCAGCUUCAUUACAUCUAUCUUUCUCCAGGAACUCGAAUGGAACAAUCACAGAUUGAAGGCCAUCUUUUCAGUAGGAGGCCUCCUGUGGCUAUUUUGUAGUGCAGUAGUACUCUCCCUACCGAUUAACAUGAAUGUUUUUAUGUACAUCUUGUCCGUAGUUAUUGGAAUCGCCAAUGCCUUCAUGAUGGUAACUUCAGUAGGCAUGGAAAGUGAGCUAGUUGAUAAAGAAGUUGAGGGAUCUGCUUUUGUUUAUGGAUCAUUAGGCUUUGUGGAGAAAGUAUUGUGUGGGGUAAUGCUGUACAUUCUAGAGUCAUACGAAAGCGUAACACCAGCAUCGUGCAAUCCAGCAUAUCCAUGUUUCACAGUAACGCGAUUUUCAUUGGGAUUCAUUCCGGGAGUUGCUGCAUUAGUUGGAGUCAUUGUUACAUGUUUUACAAAGUUCAGAACUUCACUUCCAGAGCCCUUCACAGAACCUUUGUUGACAUAGUGAUAAGCCAAAAGCUUUAUUUAGUGCAAUCACAAGGAGUUAAUAAGCAUUUUCUUAUUUAGUAUAUUCUAAGCACUACGCUUCUAUUUAUAGUUUUUUAAGAAGUGUGCAAGAUCAAUAAUGGACAAACACGGUUGAACGAAAGGAGUAUUAAUUAUACAUUAAA
Solanum lycopersicum (tomato) is the source of this 1881-nucleotide messenger RNA. RefSeq lists its product as uncharacterized. Lineage: Eukaryota; Viridiplantae; Streptophyta; Magnoliopsida; Solanales; Solanaceae. Gene Ontology annotation, cellular component: plasma membrane. Gene Ontology annotation, molecular function: symporter activity. Gene Ontology annotation, biological process: carbohydrate transport. The record is from RefSeq and is a predicted model, not a curated record.